CUCAUGGAAACUUGCAUAGGGCUGCAGCGGCUGUGUCGUAUUGCUACUCAGGUUAUGAGGGUCGACGGUAAGUAUCUUCGUACUGCGUACUUCGUGACUGUGCCUCCUACGCCUCAACCCUUUAGUCUCUUCGUUUCCGUACCUCACAUUCGAGAGCUCUGAAAGAAGUUCAGUCGUGUAGCAAUAUAUAAGAGGCUCUGUUCUCUUUGUUUUCGUCCUGUUCUGUCUUCAUUAGCAUCAAACAACCACUCAGCAUCUCGCUCAUUCACCCUCCCGAGCUCCCGUGUCACAACAGGAUCCAGCUUGAAACUUUCACUGCCUCUUUGCAUCAACAUCCACACCUUAUACGGCGAGCUUUUUGGCUUUACUCAAGGUUCUUACCUCAUAUCCUUUGUUCAAAAUGAAACAAGACACGAUUUUGCCGACCCAUGGGCCUCUGCCUAAUAGCCCUCCUGCUCGGCGUUCAGUUGGACGCGUCCUCUUGGUAGCCCUCUUUACCAGCAUCCUGGUCCUAUCCUUCCUCAAGGGCGAGACUAUUUUGUCAGCAAUCACCGAAAAUGCUAAGGGCUGUGAGCUCAAAGCUCAUGGGACAACAAGUACCGCUGCGCUCCGUGUCCGAGAUCUCAGUCCCCUGCAAGAAGACACUGCUAUCUCUACAGAUGGUCGUUCUGGCUACAACCGUCGUGACGAAGAUGCGACUAUUGGCACCGACGGACGUUCCGGAUAUAACCGACGCAUCCGCAGGGAGACGUCAGAUAUCACCACGGACGGUCGUUCUGGGUACAACCGCCGUGAGCAAGAUACCGCUAUUACUACAGAUGGACGAUCUGGAUACAACAAGCGCGAGGAGGCUCUUUACUCUACAACAGAUGGCCGAUCCGGAUACGACCGUCGCGAACAGGCUACUGACGCCACUACUGAUGGAAGGUCAGGAUACAAUAAGCGGGAAGAAGCCUCCGCCGUCACAACUGAUGGCCGCUCGGGGUAUAACCGUCGCGAGGAAACCUCAGACGUCACCACUGAUGGACGUUCUGGUUACAACAAGCGCGAGGACGCCACUGCCAUUGGCACUGAUGGGCGCUCAGGGUACAAUCGCCGAGAGAAUGACGCUUCAGCCACAACUGACGGACGAUCUGGGUACAACAAGCGUGAAGAAGCCCUUGACGCUACAACAGAUGGUCGAUCUGGUUACAACCGUCGUGAGGAGACAGACGGUCGCUCAGGAUACAAUAGUCUGGAGGACGGUCGCUCCGGGUACAACCGUCGCGAAGAGGGCUCGGACGCUACGACGGAUGGACGAUCGGGGUACAACGGUGUAGAAGACAGAGCCUCUGGAGUCGGUCGUCGCGAGGAGGUCGCUGGUGCCUCUCCUGAUGGACGAUCUGGCUACAACAAGCGGGAGGAGACCGAUGGCCGGUCUGGCUACAACAGUGUUGAAGACGGGCGCUCCGGAUAUAACAAGCGUGAGGAAAGCUCUGCUAUUGGUACCGAUGGACGCUCAGGUUACAACAGGCGCGAUGAAGCCUCUGAAAUCACAACCGAUGGACGCUCCGGGUACAAUCGCGCAGUCUGAAUUCGAAGAAAUAUGAUCCCCUGUAAGUAUACUGCGCCUUAGAUCCAGAUUUAGAUACAUCGAGCUCAAGCUCCGCCGUCGAAUAUCCAUAAUAGUUACUUAGAAUUAGACUGGUAACAUAUAUUAUCUUCAGCUUC
Messenger RNA from Colletotrichum acutatum, 1710 nucleotides. RefSeq lists its product as uncharacterized. The transcript has 2 exons. The coding region runs from base 401 to 1573 and encodes 390 amino acids. NCBI's taxonomy places the organism in Eukaryota, Fungi, Ascomycota, Sordariomycetes, Glomerellales, Glomerellaceae. The record is from RefSeq and is a predicted model, not a curated record.